Molecule: messenger RNA, 5779 nt
Organism: Malaclemys terrapin pileata
Lineage: Eukaryota; Metazoa; Chordata; Testudines; Emydidae
Gene: SLC25A36
Product: solute carrier family 25 member 36
Exons: 7
Coding region: 537-1478 (313 amino acids)
Biological process (GO): pyrimidine nucleotide import into mitochondrion
Cellular component (GO): mitochondrion
Molecular function (GO): pyrimidine nucleotide transmembrane transporter activity
Source: RefSeq, a predicted model, not a curated record
UCCCACCUAUGCUAAGAAAUCUCCCCCAGGGAACACCCUACUGCAUCCCCUUCUCCACCUCCCCCUUGCCGUGAUCCAGCCUUUCCUUUCCCUUCCCGCUUCUGAAUGUGGAGGCAGGAGAGGAGGCUGUAGGAGGAUCCCCCGCCCCCCCAGUCGCCUGAGUGAACUCCCCUCUCUGCACCGCUUCUCUCUAGCCUCUCCCCUCCCAGUGCUGCGGCGCUGGUCAUGUGAACGGGGCCAGCUGGAGCGGGGCGGCAAUGUCACGUCCUGCCGGGGGCCAGUGACGGUGUCUGUUGAUGUUGGGCCCAGCUGCGUGUUCAUAAGUCCAGGUCCCUGGUUUGCUGUGGCUGCAGCCGCGGGAGCAACAACCCCGGCUGCCGUUAUCUGUGGCCGGGAGGAGCCGGUGUGGGUUCGCUCUCCACGCGGGACGCAGCCUUCUCUGCCGCCGGACAGCUCCAUGGUCAGCAGCAGUGAGCGACCUGACUGAGCACAGGCGCCCAUCACCUCCUGUCUGCAGGGGCCAAGCAUGAGAGAGGAUGAGCCAGAGACACAGCCUGGUGCAUCUCUUUGCUGGAGGAUGUGGGGGUACUGUUGGUGCAAUUCUGACAUGUCCACUAGAAGUUGUGAAAACACGGCUGCAGUCCUCCUCUGUUACUCUCUACAUCUCUGAAGUUCAUCUCAGCACUGUGAAUGGUGCUAGUGUCAAUCGAGUAACUAGAGUAUCUCCUGGACCUCUCCAUUGUUUGAAGAUGAUCUUGCAAAAGGAAGGUCCUCGUUCUCUGUUUAGAGGGCUAGGUCCUAAUUUGGUAGGCGUUGCUCCUUCCAGAGCAAUAUACUUUGCUGCUUACUCAAAUUGCAAGGAAAAGUUGAACAGUAUUUUUGAGCCAGACUCUACCCAGGUACACAUGAUUUCAGCUGGAGUGGCAGGUUUUACUGCAAUCACAGCGACCAAUCCUAUUUGGCUAAUAAAGACGCGAUUACAGCUCGAUGCAAGGAAUCGUGGAGAAAAGCGAAUGAGUGCGUUCGAAUGUGUCCGAAAAGUCUAUCAUUCAGAUGGAAUUAAAGGCUUUUACAGAGGAAUGUCGGCCUCCUACGCAGGCAUAUCUGAAACUGUUAUUCAUUUUGUUAUUUACGAGAGUAUUAAGCGAAAACUACUGGAAUUUAAGACUGCUUCUAGCAUGGACAGUGAGGAUGAAUCUGUAAAAGAAGCUUCAGACUUUGUUGGAAUGAUGAUGGCUGCUGCCACUUCCAAAACCUGUGCCACAUCUAUAGCAUAUCCACAUGAGGUGGUACGAACAAGACUACGUGAAGAGGGAACAAAAUACAGAGCUUUCUUCCAGACACUAUCUUUGCUUGUGCGAGAAGAAGGGUAUGGAUCCCUCUACCGUGGUCUAACUACACAUCUGGUCAGACAGAUUCCAAACACAGCUAUAAUGAUGUCAACCUAUGAAGUGGUAGUCUACUUACUGAAUGGAUAGCAAAGUUAUAAGGCUAUCUCUAGGAAGAUGGAAGACCAAAAGAUUGCAGUGGACCACCAAAUAUCAAUGCUAACGUGGUGGGCAGAAGAAAAUUAUCUAUCAGGAACAGGCAGCUAUGGACGAAAUAGAAGAUUGAUUAUAGGCAACCAUGAGCAAUUUGCUGCCUUAUUGUAUGAUUCUUUUGUGACCAUGUGACAAAGGAGCUGCCCCCCAGGGGAAUGCCUUUAAACACAUCUUACUUCAAAAUUGCUAUUUUCUCUCCAUGUGUUAAUUUACAUGAUGCAAAACCAUGAGCUUCAGUGAUUUGGAAGGAGGGGGUUAUAUAUUGUAUUCUAUUGCAAGGGAUAGCCUUGUUCCGCUCAUAAUGUUUGGUCUUCAAUACAUUUUGUUUCAAUGUACAAUAACCUAUUAGGGUGAGGAGGAUGAAAGCAUAGAUUCAUAACUUUGUAUGUCUGAAACUUCUAUUCAACUCCAUCUGAAGUCUCAAAUGAUGAGACUGAGGUAGUAGUUGCAGCAUGCAACUCCCGUGUUACUAUCUCAAGGAAUGUGGCACAGGGACCUAAAAUAGAAUGUACUUCAAUCUCACCUUUUGUAGCGACAGAACAGUUCAAAGUUGUGUGAGAAGCUCUCAUUGCUUAACUCUGCAGGAUACCGGUCUCUUAGCAGGACUGAAAAUCCAAGCAUGCCAAUACUGAGUCCUCUUGCUUUCAUUAUCGUAGAUCUCUGCUCCCUUUUAGAAUCUAAGGAAGACCAUAAGAUGUACUGUUACAACAGAUCAUGGAGUCUCCUCACCUGAUCUGUAAUGUGACCCACACUACUAACACUGGAAUUGCAGAACUGUCUUUAAGGAGUCUUAAUGAAGUGUUAAAUUCUAACAAGUGAACCUGCUUUACAUGAUGCAGGAUAUAUAAUGUUCAAUCAAACACAGCUUUAUGCAAGCUAGUUACUAGAGUACCAACACUUCUCCUGGAUUAAAGGAGGAGGGCACAUACUUCACCAUGUGUAAAGCUAUAGGAAAGCACAUAGAUAAAUUCCUGUGUAGUAACAAGUUGGGAGUUGCUGUAGAUCAUUUUCAGUGAAACCCCAGCCACUUGCAGAGUGAUGGAGAAGAUGGUAAUUGAGAAUAUUUUGUUUAAACAUUCCCCUUUAAAAGUUGCUUAUCCCUUGUUUUUCAACCUAAAGCUGGGUGCAAAACUGCAGAUAACCGUAUAACUCUGUCCUUUCAGUUAUCUGAAUAUUCAGGCAUUGGUUUUAAUUGAUAUUUUGUAAUACUAGUAACAGAAUAAUGCAUUAUGUUUGACAGCAUAUCUUAGGCUAGUUCGGUUACUUGUUCUGCCGUAACUUACCAAGUUUUCCAGAUCCAGAGUAUGAGAAAUAAGUUUCAGAUUCUACAUAGCUUUUCAAACUCACACAUAGACCUUGAAUACUUCCAGGAUUAAAUCUGCUGCCCUUCGGAGGAGAUGUUCACAGUGAUUUUUGCGGCAGUAGCUUUCUAUCUUAAAUGCCACUACACUGGUAUAACAAAGCAGUGCAAUUAACUCCUCCGGUGUGGUACUUCAGUAAACAUUAAACUGUGUGUUUGUGUGCAAUGGCUUUAUCUUACAAAUGACUCCUUAUGCACUUUGUGGCCUUUUUUGGCUUGUGAUUUUUCUCCCGUUUAAGAUUUUCGAUAUUGGUCAUGUGCAGUUAGAAACAGUGUUCAGUGCACAGAGAUUCUUUUGAAGCUAAGUGUAUGGUUUGAUUUCCAAACACCUGUGCAGAAAAAGACAUUGUUUGCAGUAGAUCGCUAGGAUCGAUGUUCAGAUAUUUUUGGAGACUUUUAUACAUAAAAGUUUGAUGCAUACUGAACAACCAGUUUGUCUUGUUUUAUUUUCCUUUGAGCAUUGUAGUGUCCAUCAUACUACGGCAGAAAUCUUUUAAUAUAGACUUGCAAGCCUUGGUGUUAGUAAUACUCCGUAAUAACUGCCUCUCCUUUUAAGGGCCACCGUAGAGCACAAAGCACCACUGCUAUGCCCAUUCAGCAGGGGCUUGGCUGCAUUGAUGUGCUUUCCGUAGAAACUGAGUAUUCUUACCUGUUUUUUAAUACUAGAAGUAUUCUCAGUAUAGCCUGUGUUGCGCACAUUUAGACUAACCUUGGCAAUCUUUGUAUUCUUAUUAGUACAAGGAGAUUAUUUUAAAAAAAACCUCAGUUCAGAGGUUUUCCCAGUGACCUCGCUGGGAAAUCUGUUAAUGCUGUAUUACUCACAACUAGCCUUCCUGCUUCAAAACAUUAGUGGCCAGACUUCUCAGAUCUUGCUGCUGGCACCAGCAUUUAACUAACAGCAAAAGUUUAAGCGCAGUAAUGUGAAAGCCAAAAGUGGUUAUAAAGUAAAAGUUAUGUUACAAUAGCUAAUUAUGGGGAAUGAGUUACAUUGAAAACAUAUUUCUCUUCAGGAGAUAUCCAGGCAAUUCAGCUAUCGCUGAAUUUUAGAUUUAGCAAGCACACAGGCCCAAAUUCAUCCCUGGAGUUAAUGGAUAUAAUUCCCACAGUUUCGAUGGGAAUUGUACCUGCGUAUUCCAGGGAUAAAUUUGGCUCACUAGAUCCGGUCUGCUUUCAGUGCACAUGCAUCACUUCCGUUACCCUACGAGGUUGUGCGUGCAUGCCUCUAGAAAGUUCUGUCUUUUGUGCUUUACACUCCUUGUCAUCGGCUGAAGAGAGACAAUCAACCUCUUGUUCCAAUUCUUCAUGGAGUUUUAAUCCUUCAAAGACAAAACCUUUUAAAUUUCUUCAGGGGUGAACUUUUUCUGUAACAAAGAAACAAUUAAACCAAAUUGUGUGUUUUGUUUGUUUAUAAAGCUACCACAGUAUACAAAGAUACCUCUGAAUUAUUUCCCAAAGAUAUUGAAAUUCUUUACAUAGUUUUCUUGGUAUCUAUUUUGAAAGCAUACAGAGGCAAACAGAAGAUGCAUCAUUCAAUAAUACCAUUUAUUACAAAGUUGAAAGAGGAGUGUACUUUGAUGUUUUGGGUCAUCAUCUCUUACUUGAUUCUUUUAAUGUAGUUUACAUUAAGUUAUACCACCAUGAUUUCUAUCUAACAGAGUUUAAAUCUAAGUUUUAUGGAAAGGGUAACAUUUGAGAAUGACUUUACAUAUCCAUCUAAUUUAUAUAUAAACCAACAUCCAUUCUUAUUUAAAUAUGAUAUAUUUUAUUUGACUUUACUCAACAGCUGGUUAAGAGUCAAGGAACGUUGUAUAAUACCGCAGAUGUCCACUUUAGCCAGAAGGUGGCACUAUAGUGUGAUAUGCUCACAGCAGAAGUGGAUCCAUGUUCCACUUAAACUUGUAUCUGGUCUUAAACAAUUCUCAGUCUUUCUACAGUAUACUAUAUAACAAGAAUAUUUAUAAAAUAAUGGCUUAUCACUGUAUGUUUUUGUGGCUGGAACUUGGAAAGCCAUGACAGAAAGUCUUCAAUGGAUAGGUCUGUAUUUUAUAUCCCUCUCCAUCAAUAUCCUGGAUUUAGAAAUCCUAAUGUGCAAUGUGAAAUGUUACAAAGCAAGGUGAGUUUUGGUGUACCAACUGGAAAGUUCUUCCUAACCUUAAACUGACUGCAAGAUCUGUUGUUUAUUUUUCCCUAAUCUUUGAUUUGUUAGCAUACGUUGUUCUUUGUAGGAUCACACUAGUGAUUUAUGAUGGGUUUUUAUUUUUCUUUAUAACGAAUGACUGAAACAUCAGCCUAUCCAUAGGUCUCUUGACAUUGUACCUAUAUAGUUCUCCGAUUACAUGAGACACUCCACAUAUUUACUCUUUAUUCAAAGACAUUCAAGAAUGACAGUUUGUGCUUUAUUGCUAUUUUUAUUUUUGCCUCCUGAUAGUCACAUUUGAAACAUUCCUUAGAUUGUAGCAUUUAAAAAAAAUUACUUGCAGAGAAUUCAGAUUGGAGACACUUUAAAAAAUAUUGCUUCCUAAGUGUGUUUUAUUCUAGAAACAAGCAAAAUACUGAAGUGUGCUAGUAAAAUUUCCAUUUUUUUGUAAUACAGUUCUCACUCUGUAAAAACUGAAGUCAUGUUUUCAAUUGCUCUAUUUAAGAGAGUCUGCAAACCCUGCAUAUGUGAACAUAAUUAUGCCAUAGGAGUUGUAGCUAAACACUCACAAAUGACCAUCUGAGAAUCUUUUAACGUUCAUGUGAGGUUUGCUAUUAUUCUUGCAGACAUGUAGUUGGCUGUAAACUAUGUGCGUUUACUCUGUAUUUAUAUUAUAUGGCUAACUUUUUUUGUUUGGACUAUUUUAAACUUAAAAAAUAAAAUGAUGUGCUUAUAUUCAAA